Molecule: messenger RNA, 683 nt
Organism: Danio rerio (zebrafish)
Lineage: Eukaryota; Metazoa; Chordata; Actinopteri; Cypriniformes; Danionidae
Gene: ifnphi1
Product: interferon phi 1
Biological process (GO): response to virus; signal transduction; defense response
Cellular component (GO): extracellular region
Molecular function (GO): cytokine activity; cytokine receptor binding
Source: RefSeq, marked validated
AAAGUAGAAAACUACUUAAUACACGCAAAGAUGAGAACUCAAAUGUGGACCUAUAUUUUUGUGAUAUAUGUUAUUCUGCAGAGUCAAAGCUCUGCGUCUACUUGCGAAUGGCUUGGCCGAUACAGGAUAAUAACGACAGAAUCUCUGAACCUGCUCAAGAAUAUGGGUGGAAAAUAUGCAGAUCUGGAGACACCAUUUCCAAGCCGCUUGUACACCUUGAUGGACAAGUCAAAGGUGGAGGACCAGGUGAAGUUUUUAGUCCUGACAUUGGAUCACAUCAUCCACCUUAUGGAUGCCAGGGAGCACAUGAACUCGGUGAACUGGGACCAAAACACUGUUGAAGACUUUCUUAACAUACUGCACAGAAAAUCGUCUGACCUCAAAGAAUGUGUGGCAAGAUACGCAAAGCCAGCACACAAGGAGUCCUACGAGAUAAGAAUAAAAAGGCACUUCAGGACUUUGAAGAAGAUUCUAAAGAAAAAACAAUACAGUGCUGAAGCAUGGGAGCAGAUCCGGAGAGUUGUGAAAAGCCACCUUCAGAGGAUGGACAUCAUCGCAAGCAACGCAAGGGUCAAUCCUCGAGUGUAACAGAUGAUAUGAUCUGAUAUAAUGACCAAAAAAUAAAUAAAUUACAGCAAUCAUCAACGAAACGUUACAAAAAAAAAUGCCUUAUGAAAAAAAAA